UAUAUAUAUCUAUCUAUCUCUCUCUCUCUCUCUCUCUCUCUCUCUCAGUGAUCAGACGGGAAUUCGAGGAGAUCUGAUAUGCCUUCUCCCGCCGCUGCCAAGAAAAAGGAAGCGCCUUCUCUGAAGUCACCUUCUUCGCUCUUCCCAUACGCAAUCUUGCUAACCCUAAUCAUCCUCUUCCUCUACUCCACUUUCCUCACUUCACCAUCCUCUCCUCCCCCCAAAGAAAAGAUCUCCCGUUCCUGCAACCUCUUCGACGGCCGAUGGGUCCUCGACCGGGAGCCCCGGAAGCCCGUGUACGACGAGACAUGCCCGUUCCACAGAAACGCCUGGAACUGCUUGAGGAACCAGAGAGAAAACAUGGGUAUGAUCAAUUCUUGGAGAUGGGUCCCUAAAUAUUGCAGCUUGGACCGGAUCGACCCGGUUCGGUUCCUGGGUCUGAUGAGGAACAAGAACAUUGGGCUCGUGGGGGACUCGUUGAAUGAGAAUUUCCUGGUUUCGCUGCUUUGUAUACUGAGGGCGGCUGACGCGGGUGCCAAGAAGUGGAAGAGGAAAGGGGCUUGGCGAGGAGCUUUUUUCCCUAAGUUCAACGUCACAGUUGCAUAUCACAGAGCGGUGCUGUUGGCUAAAUACGAGUGGCAGCCGAAAGAGCCCACUCUGGCCGAAGGACAUGGGUCAAAAGGUUUUUAUCGAGUAGAUGUGGACAUUCCUGCUGAUGAUUGGGCCCACAUCAAUGACUUCUACGAUGUCCUUGUUUUCAAUACUGGUCACUGGUGGGGUUCUGAUAAGUUCCCGGAAGAGACACCUCUAGUCUUUUAUCAGGCUGGACGCCCGAUCUUCCCACCCCUCAAGAUGUUGGAUGGACUCAAAGUUGUUCUUGAGAACAUGGUUUUGCAUAUACGAAGGAAUAUCCCUAACAAGACUCUCAAGUUCUGGCGGUUACAGUCGCCAAGGCAUUUCCACGGUGGAGACUGGAAUCAGAAUGGUAGUUGCCUGUUCAAUGAGCCACUCCAGGAUUCUCAGCUUGAUAUGUGGUUUGAUCCCAGCAACAAUGGGGUGAACAAAGAAGCAAGACUGCUGAAUAAUCUGAUCGAGGGCACGCUGCAAGGAACGGAUAUUCAGUUGCUGGAUUUGACGCGUUUGAGUGAAUUCAGAGCUGAUGCCCACCCAGCAAUUUGGUUGGGGAAAAAGGACGCAGUGGCUGUUUGGGGCCAAGAUUGCAUGCACUGGUGCCUACCAGGCGUGCCUGAUACCUGGGCCGAUAUUUUGUCCCAAUUAAUCCGUCAUGGCUCGGAGAGAUGGUGACGAACCAGAAAGCAUCAUGCGAGGGUGACUGUAAAAGAUGGUGAUGAAGCUAGCCUGUCGAACAUUAAGGAAGGGUUCGCACCUAAUCAUGUGAAAUGGACCCAAAUCUUUGAGAUUCUUAAUUGAUUUGCUGGUAGACUUACAGCUGCUCCAUGGCUUGCGACGAACUCCGAACCGACGGAGUUUAAAGUGAAGUGUCGCUUCACAGCUAGCGACAAGCUUUAACAACCAACCAUCGAGACGCUUCAGUCACAACAUGUUAGGAACCCCGAAUCCGAGGGUCUAGUUUGUUGCCGUUGCUGGUGCCUCGCCUUAACCAUGGUGGUGAUUUUAUUCAGAGCUGCGCACGAUUUCUUGUCUUGUCAGAUCUAUUCACUUACUGUGAUCUUGAUGUGGAGCAUGGAUGAGAUAAUCCGAUGUAUCGAGCAAGCAUAAGUUUCAGCAGAUUUUUGAAGUUUACGGAUCACAUAGAUCUUAAGUUUGUUCUUCCUUGUA
Rhodamnia argentea is the source of this 1800-nucleotide messenger RNA. Its product is annotated as protein trichome birefringence-like 12. Gene Ontology annotation, molecular function: O-acetyltransferase activity. Gene Ontology annotation, cellular component: Golgi apparatus. The record is from RefSeq and is a predicted model, not a curated record. Bases 79 to 1305 code for a protein of 408 amino acids. The transcript is spliced from 4 exons. Lineage: Eukaryota; Viridiplantae; Streptophyta; Magnoliopsida; Myrtales; Myrtaceae.